Glycine soja is the source of this 2342-nucleotide messenger RNA. Its product is annotated as indole-3-acetic acid-amido synthetase GH3.6-like. Lineage: Eukaryota; Viridiplantae; Streptophyta; Magnoliopsida; Fabales; Fabaceae. Gene Ontology annotation, molecular function: indole-3-acetic acid amido synthetase activity. Gene Ontology annotation, cellular component: cytoplasm. Bases 233 to 2122 code for a protein of 629 amino acids. The record is from RefSeq and is a predicted model, not a curated record. The transcript is spliced from 3 exons.
AGCCAUACUUUGAACCCCAAAUAAACUUGGUCUUUCAAAGCUCCAAUCACAUUACUUGGAAAUUAAUUAAAGUUACAUUUUUCAAGUUUACAGUCCUACCCCUUUGUCCUAUUUGUUUGGACUCUCGAGAGGUUUCCCAGUUUGCCUAUAUAUAAGCACUUAACACUUUGUUUGGUAUUCCAACCCACUCUUCUUCUCCAAGAUCCAAACUCUUGUUUCUCUUUAGGUGUGCAUGUUUGGUUCCUCACUCCGAAACUCAAUAGCUAUUAAUUCUUUAGCCAUGCCUGAAGCUCCAAAGCACUUAUGCCACGAUCCAAAGGAUAACCUUGAUGAUGAUGAUGAUGGUAGUAAUAACAACAAUAAGAGAGCACUCGAAUACAUUGAGGAGGUCACCACCAACGCUGAUGAAAUUCAAGAAAAGGUGCUUGCCCAGAUCCUUUCUCGAAGUGCAAACGCUGAAUACCUCCAACGCCAUGGCCUAGAAGGACGCACUGACAGAAACACCUUCAAGAAUAUCAUGCCCGUGGUCACUUACGAGGAUUUAAAGCCAGAUAUUGAUCGUAUAGCCAAUGGUGAUACCUCCCCAAUUUUAUGCUCCAAACCCAUAUCAGAGUUCCUCACUAGCUCUGGGACUUCUGGUGGGGAGAGAAAAUUGAUGCCAACCAUAGAAGAGGAGCUAGAGAGGAGAUCAAUGCUUUAUAGCCUCUUGAUGCCAGUGAUGGAUCAGUUUGUGCCCGAUUUGGACAAAGGCAAAGGCAUGUACUUUUUGUUCACAAAAUCAGAAGCCAAAACCCCUGGUGGACUCCUUGCUCGUCCAGUUUUGACAAGCUAUUACAAAAGCUCACAUUUCAAGCACCGCAAACACGAUCCCUACACAAACUACACAAGCCCCAAUGAAACCAUUCUCUGCCAUGACUCUUACCAAAGCAUGUACUCUCAGUUACUUUGUGGCCUUUACCAAAACGAGGAAGUUCUUCGUGUUGGCGCAGUCUUCGCCUCAGGUUUCAUUCGUGCCCUUAAGUUCCUCGAAAAACACUUUGUUUGUUUGUGCAAUGACAUAAGAACUGGUACCUUAGACGCCAAAAUCACUGACCCUUCUGUGAGAGAGGCUGUUAUGAAAGUACUCAAACCAAAUCCCACGCUUGCGGAUUUCGUAGAAACUGAAUGCAUGAAGGGGUCAUGGAAGGGAAUUAUUACUAGGAUAUGGCCCAACACCAAGUAUGUUGAUGUUAUUGUCACGGGAACCAUGUCUCAGUACAUUCCCAUAUUGGAUUAUUAUAGCAAUGGUCUCCCUCUUGUGUGCACCAUGUAUGCUUCUUCUGAGUGCUAUUUUGGCCUCAAUUUGAACCCCUCGUGUGAUCCAAGUGAGGUAGCUUACACCCUUAUUCCUACCAUGGCUUACUUUGAGUUCUUGCCCCUCGAUGAGAUCAACGGACAUACUAAUUCAAUUUCUCAACUGGAGCAAGAGCAUUUGGUGGAUCUUGCAGAUGUGAAGUUGGGUCAAGAAUAUGAGCUUGUGGUCACCACUUAUGCAGGACUUUAUAGAUACCGGGUUGGUGACAUUCUCCGUGUAGCCGGAUUCAAGAACAAGGCUCCUCAAUUCAACUUCGUGUGCCGAAAGAACGUGGUUCUGAGCAUUGACUCUGACAAAACCGACGAAGUUGAGCUACAUAAUGCAGUGAAGAGUGGAGCUGAGCAUCUUGCUGAAUUCAAUGCAUCUCUAACAGAAUACACAAGCUGCGUGGACACAUCAACCAUCCCUGGCCACUACGUUCUGUACUGGGAAAUUAGCACAAAUGACCAUACCCCAACAAUUCCUUCUUCCGUUUUUGGGCAUUGUUGCCUUUCGAUUGAGGAGUCUCUAAACAGCGUGUAUCGCCAAGGAAGGGUGUCAGAGUCUAUUGGACCAUUGGAAAUUAAGGUGGUUGAGAAUGGCACAUUUGACAAGCUCAUGGACUUUGCUCUCAGCCAGGGUGCGUCCAUUAACCAAUACAAGACUCCUCGUUGCGUCACAUAUGCGCCCAUUCUGGACCUUCUAAACUCUAAAGUGUUGUCCAGUUACAUUAGCCCAAAAUCCCCAAAUUGGGUUCCUGGUCACAAGGACUGGUGCACUCUUCAUUGAAAAUUAGUCCAUGCUGCUGAUGUUGAGCUUCUAGCAUAGCUUGGAAAGAACUAGUUUCAUUUGUGAUCCAGAUUAGCUCAGAAAGUUAAACCUACUCCAGUGUAGUCUUUCAAGUUUUAGUAGUAAAUGGAAUAAGAUAAUAUUUUCUCAUGGUAUAGUAUAAAUUAACUUGUAAUAAUGGUGUAGACGGAGAAGUUAUUCUCCCGGUGGUUGGAAACUA